UUGACAUUGACAAUCCUAUCCUUCCCACUCGCCGACCCGCUCCCCUGUUCUCAGUUCUGAUACUCUGUUGCCCUAAUUUCUGUGAACAAACAAAAAUUUGAUGCGAGUGUUUCAGUCUGCCUUUGCGGGAUCUGCGCUUUUCUUGAAGUAUAUAUAAAGUGUGUGUCGAGUUGUUUGUGAGGAAGAAAGAAGGAUGAGUCGGAGCUUAGGGAUUCCGGUAAAGCUGCUGCACGAGGCGUCGGGACACAUCGUGACGGUGGAGCUGAAGAGCGGGGAACUGUAUCGGGGAAGUAUGGUCGAGUGCGAGGAUAAUUGGAAUUGCCAGUUGGAGAACAUCACUUAUACCGCUAAGGACGGAAAGGUCUCACAACUCGAGCAUGUUUUCAUUAGAGGCAGCAAAGUCAGGUUCAUGGUAAUUCCAGAUAUGCUUAAAAAUGCUCCCAUGUUUAAGCGUUUGGAAGCUAGAAUUAAGGGCAAGGGUUCAUCACUUGGAGUAGGACGUGGACGUGCUGUUGCAAUGCGAGCCAGAGCGCAGGCUGCUGGUCGUGGAGCUGCACCUGGUAGGGGUGUUGUGCCACCUCUAAGGAGGUGAUCUUAUCCCGUUAUUGGCAUUACAGCACUCUUGUGAAGUGGCCACAUCCACUUUUGCCAUCCAUAGUUGAUCCUUGGUCUUGUUCCCUGUGUUCCCAGCUCUCGUAAUGCUUUUCGUUUCUGAAUGAGAACUUGCAAUGAGUUCAGAUGAAAAGUGGCUGGUUUUCUAAUGGCUGUUACCGGAGUUUGUAGUAAUGUUUUGAACAGGUGGCAAUUGAGCCAUAAAAUUUGAAAUCACUCUAUAUUUGUCCAAUCUUCAUUCCCACUUGCAUCGAUUAAAGUUUUCAGUAAAUGCAGCAGAGUGAACCUGCUCUCCCUUGCUGUUAAGACUAUGAAAUGAGCCUGCAACCUAGAUCCGUAUUUUGUGUGUUUGUUUAAUGCUACUAAUUUGUUGUUUGUU
Sesamum indicum (sesame) is the source of this 991-nucleotide messenger RNA. RefSeq names its product small nuclear ribonucleoprotein SmD3b. Lineage: Eukaryota; Viridiplantae; Streptophyta; Magnoliopsida; Lamiales; Pedaliaceae. Gene Ontology annotation, cellular component: spliceosomal complex. Gene Ontology annotation, molecular function: RNA binding. Gene Ontology annotation, biological process: spliceosomal snRNP assembly; RNA processing. The record is from RefSeq and is a predicted model, not a curated record.